Molecule: messenger RNA, 2346 nt
Organism: Silurus meridionalis
Lineage: Eukaryota; Metazoa; Chordata; Actinopteri; Siluriformes; Siluridae
Gene: pabpc1l
Product: poly(A) binding protein, cytoplasmic 1-like
Exons: 16
Coding region: 164-2038 (624 amino acids)
Cellular component (GO): ribonucleoprotein complex
Molecular function (GO): RNA binding
Source: RefSeq, a predicted model, not a curated record
UUAAUUAACUGGCAGUAACGCGGCCGCGCAUUGAUAUGACAGGUGUGCCGAGACUUUAUUCAAACGAAAAGGGUUCCGGUAGAAUUGCCGCCGCUCUGAAGACGAGGCAGGAGCUUCAGUACCGUUCGUGUUUCUCUCACAGGGGGGAAAAAGAGCUUGCAGGAUGAACAGCAGUGGGCCGGUGUACCCUUUGGCCUCGCUCUACGUCGGUGACUUGCAUCCUGAUGUUACAGAGGCCAUGCUCUAUCAAAAGUUCUCUCCUGCGGGGCCCAUCAUGUCCAUCCGUGUGUGCCGGGACAUAAUUACCCGCAGGUCCCUCGGUUAUGCCUACAUCAAUUACCAGCAGCCUGCUGAUGCGGAAUGUGCACUGGACACGAUGAACUAUGAAGUGAUAAAGGGUCGUCCAAUCAGAAUCAUGUGGUCGCAGCGAGACCCUUGUCUGAGGAAGUCUGGAGUGGGGAACAUCUUCAUCAAGAACAUGGAUGAGUCUAUUGACAACAAGGCACUUUACGACACCUUCUCUGCCUUUGGAAACAUUUUGUCAUGUAAGGUGGUAUGUGACGAAAAUGGCUCGAAAGGUUACGGAUUCGUGCACUUUGAGACACAGGAGGCAGCGAAACGCGCCAUUGAAACCAUGAACGGCAUGCUCCUGAAUGAUCGCAAGGUUUUUGUUGGACAUUUUAAAUCUCGUAAAGAGCGGGAGGCAGAGUUUGGUGCAAAGGCCAUGGAGUUUACCAAUGUUUACAUCAAGAACUUUGGAGAAGAUUUUGACAGUGAGAAACUGCGCAAUAUCUUCUCCGAGUUUGGUAGGACCCUGAGUGUUCGUGUGAUGACUGAUGAAAAGGGGCAUUCUCGUGGCUUUGGCUUUGUGAACUAUGAAAACCAUGAGGAUGCACAGAAAGCUGUAGCUGAAAUGAAUGGAAAGGAGCUGAACGGACGAGUUCUGUAUGUGGGCCGGGCUCAGAAGAGACUGGAGAGACAGUCCGAGCUCAAACGCAAGUUUGAGCAAAUCAAGCAAGAACGCUUAAACCGAUACCAGGGGGUAAAUCUGUACGUGAAGAAUCUGGAUGAUGGAAUUGAUGAUGACAAACUAAGAAAAGAGUUUGCCCCGUAUGGCAUGAUCACCAGUGCUAAGGUGAUGACUGAGGGAGGUCACAGCAAGGGCUUUGGAUUUGUUUGCUUCUCCUCUCCUGAGGAAGCUACUAAAGCUGUGACUGAAAUGAAUGGCCGGAUCGUCAGCACUAAGCCGCUGUAUGUGGCCUUGGCCCAAAGAAAGGAGGAGCGCAAAGCCAUUCUCACCAACCAGUACAUGCAGAGAUUGGCUAGUGUGAGAGCCAUUCCUGGCCCUGCAAUGCCUGCUUACCAGCAGAGUACUGGCUACUACAUGCCCUCCAUACCUCAGCCCCAGGGACGUGCCUACUUCAACGCUGUACCAAAUUUACGACCUGCACCACGCUUUGCUGCCCAAGCCACUCGACCACAGGCUCCUUACUCAUCUCAGACACUGAGGCCGGCGAUGCCACGCAGGACCUCCACUCCUAUCAGCACUGUGCGCCAGGCCUCUACGCAGGUCCCAGGUGUGAACACUCAAAGAAUGGCUCACAUCGGGACUCAGACAGCAGGUGGGAGAACCGCUGGUGGACCUAUGAUGAGGGGUGUCAGUCAAUACAAAUACUCAAGUGGGGUUCGAAAUGUUCAGCAGGUCAUCACUGUACCAGCUCUAGUUCCACAACAGCUGGUGCCUUCUUCAGUUAUGGAGCCUGCAGUUCAUAUAAAAGGCCAGGAACCCCUUACUCCAUCCAUGUUGGCAGCUGCACCCCUUUUGGAACAGAAGCAACUACUGGGUGAACGUUUGUAUCCUCUGAUCCAGGCACUUCAUCCUAACCUUGCUGGUAAGAUCACCGGUAUGCUGCUCGAAAUAGACAACUCUGAACUUCUGCACAUGCUCGAGUCUCCAGAGUCAUUGCAUGCUAAGGUUGAGGAGGCAGUGGCUGUUCUUCAAGCUCAUCAAGCAAAGGAAGCCUCACCUAAGAAAUAAGGGAUGCUUAUGCAGGCCUGUUCUUUAAAGGUCCAUGGGUUUUGCUGAAGAAGAAAAAGGGGUAUAAUAAGUUAAGACAAAAUUAUUUGUGGGGGAGAUUAGUGUAAACACUUCUAAGGCAUUGGCACACGUGAGGGUAGUUUUUGCUCCUGCCAGUACUGCAUUGCACAGUUAUGUUAAUAGUAAGUUUUGUUAUAUAAAAGAAGUAAGGAAAAGGGAAAUACAUUUUCCAAAAAAAAAAAACUGUAAAAAAUUUAAAGUGGAAAAAAAACUCUGUUGUGCAUUAAAAUGUAUUGGCUUGCCCAAAA